CACACACACAUAUGUACACAAGAAGAAAAAAACCCCGUACACAAUAAAUAACAAAUAAAAGAGAGAAAAACCGAGAAACUAUUAAUUUGUGCUUAAACGCAAUGUGUCGCCGCAAUAACAUGCGGCAAUAACAAAACAAAACAAAUUGUAUGUAUGUAUAUAAAAAAAAAAAAAUAACACGCAUACACCGAGAGAAGACAACAACAAAACUCGUGACUGACAAAGCUUCGACGCGAGGCAACGCGACGCUCUCUGGCGUGUAAUUUCCCUACAAUUAUCGCACGUCGUCGCUCUCAGCAGCAGAGCACCAACGCCAGCGACGGCAGUGGCAGUGACGUCGACUGCGGCAGUGGGACAGCGGGCGGACAGCACGGGCUUAAGGCCAAUCAACGCAGCAAAUUUUCAAACAGUACAUUUUUUGAAGCUGAACUGAAUCGAGUGGAGCUACUGCUGCUGCUGCAAUAACAACGACGACGACGACGACGGUGACUGAGGUACACACGGUGUUUUAUUUGUAGUAGCGCUGUAUCUAAAGCGGGCCGCUCGCUUAAUUUGCACUCCAGUGAUAACUGACAGCAGCAGCCAGCAACAACAAUGAUGCAGCAGUGGCUAGAAAAACUUUCGCAUCGGCUGUUGCCAUUGAUGCUAAUGACAACGUUGGUGGCGACGCUGCUCGUCCAGGGCUAUGUCAUCAAGGAGGACGAAAGCUUUCUGCAGCUGCCACACUACAGCAGCCAGGAGCAGCUCGAGGAUCUGUUUGCCCGGCUCGAGAAGGCAUAUCCGGAUCAGGCGCGUGUCCACAGCAUUGGCCGUUCGCUGGAGGGACGCAAUCUGUUAGCGCUGCAGAUCUCGCAGAGCACAAGGCAGCGGGCGCUGUUGACGCCGCCAGUGAAAUACAUUGCCAACAUGCACGGCGAUGAGACAGUGGGGCGACAGCUGCUUGUCUAUUUGGCCCAGUAUCUGCUGGGCAACUAUGAACGGAGCACCGAGGUGGCCCAGCUGGUGAACAGCACCGAUAUCUAUUUGAUGCCCACCAUGAAUCCUGACGGUUAUGCUCUCUCCCAGGAGGGCAAUUGCGAAUCGCUGCCAAAUUAUGUGGGACGCGGCAACGCCGUUGGCGUGGACUUGAAUCGCGAUUUCCCUGAUCGUCUGGAUCAGCAGCAUGUCAAUCAUUUGCGUUCACAGUCGCGUCAGCCGGAAACCGCCGCCUUGGCCGAAUGGAUUGUGAGCAAACCAUUUGUGCUAUCUGCCAAUUUCCAUGGCGGGGCUGUCGUCGCCAGCUAUCCCUACGAUAACUCUCUAGCGCACAACGACUGCUGCGAAGAGAGUCUCACACCGGAUGAUCGCGUGUUCAAGCAAAUGGCGCACACGUAUUCGGACAAUCAUCCGAUCAUGCGACGUGGCAACAACUGCAACGACACCUUUGCCGGCGGCAUAACCAACGGUGCCAAUUGGUAUGAGCUCUCUGGCGGCAUGCAGGACUUUAACUAUGCAUUCAGCAAUUGCUUCGAGCUGACCAUCGAGUUGUCGUGCUGCAAAUUCCCAGCGGCCAGCACUUUGCCCACGGAAUGGGCGCGCAACAAGCGUCCGCUGAUAGAGUUGCUGAAGCAGGCGCACAUUGGCAUCAAGGGUCUGGUGCAGGAUGCCAGCGGUUACCCCAUUGCGGAUGCCACCAUUGUUGUCUCCGGUCUCGAGGAUAAGCCUAUCCGCACCUCCAAGCGUGGCGAAUACUGGCGCCUGCUCACCCCAGGCAUCUACAGUGUCUAUGCGGCGGCCUUUGGCUAUCAAUCGAGCGCCCCCCAGGAGCUGCAUGUAACCAAUGACAAUGCGGAGGCAAUGCGCGUCGACUUCAAGCUGUCGCCCGUUGAGACCAAUUAUGAUGGCAACUUUCGCAAACAGAAAGUGGAACGCGCCGAGCCACCGGAGCAGCUUAAGCAGAAAUUCGAUGGCUUCCUCACGCCCACGCCCUUCGAGCAUCACAACUAUGUGGCCAUGGAGAGCUUCUUGAGGAACUUGACCGCCAGUUACCCCUCGCUGACCCGCCUCUAUAGCAUUGGCAAGAGCGUGCAGGAUCGCGAUCUCUGGGUGAUGGAGAUAUCCACCACCCCGGGCACACAUGUGCCGGGCGUGCCGGAGUUCAAGUAUGUGGCCAAUAUGCACGGCAACGAGGUGGUUGGCAAGGAGAUGCUCCUGUUGCUGACCAAGUAUCUGCUGGAGCGCUACGAGAACGAUGAGCGUGUGACGCGUCUGGUGAAUGGCACACGGAUGCACUUCUUGUACAGCAUGAAUCCCGAUGGCUAUGAGAUAUCGCGGGAGGGCGAUCGCACCAGCGCCUUGGGUCGCGCCAACGCCCACAACGUGGACUUGAAUCGCAAUUUCCCGGAUCAAUAUGGCACCGAUAAGUUCAAUAAGGUCACCGAACCCGAGGUGGCUGCUGUGAUGAACUGGACGCUCUCGCUGCCGUUUGUGCUGUCGGCCAAUCUGCAUGGCGGCUCUUUGGUGGCCAACUAUCCGUUCGACGACAACGAGAACGACUUCAAUGAUCCGUACUCGCGUCUGCGCGACUCCAGCAUCAGUGGCCGCAAGCUGAAUCCCACCGAGGACAACGAACUGUUCCGCCAUCUCGCUCUGGUCUAUUCCCGUGCCCAUCCCACCAUGCAUCUGGGCCAGCCGUGUGCGCUCUUCAAGAACGAGCUCUUCACCGAUGGCAUCACGAAUGGCGCUCAGUGGUACAGUGUCACCGGCGGCAUGCAGGAUUGGAAUUAUGUGCGCGCCGGUUGCAUGGAGCUGACUAUCGAGAUGGGCUGCGACAAGUUUCCCGAGGCCAAGGAUCUGCCCCAGUACUGGCAAGACAAUCGUGAGCCGCUGCUGCAGCUCAUCGAGCAGGUGCACCAUGGUGUCCACGGCUUUGUCCGCAGUUCCAUUGGCACACCAAUAGCUGGCGCUGCCGUCGGAUUAAAUGGCGGCAAUCAGUCGACGUACAGCGGCACCUUCGGCGACUACUGGAAACUGACGCUGCCGGGACGCCACAAUGUCACCGUUCUGGCCGAUGGCUUUGCCCCGCUACGAGUGGAGGUCGAAGUGCCCGACGCGGAGCCCUUCGGCAUGCGACUGGAUGUGACGGUGAUGCGCGACGAUCCGCAGCACUGGGCGUCGGCCAACGACUUUCGCAUCAUCGAGAAUGUGGUGAACACCCGAUACCACACGAACGCUGAGGUGCGCAACCGUCUGGCCGAGCUCGAGAAUCAGAAUCCGCAGAUUGCCAGCUUCGGGUAUGCGGACAACGAGUUCAGUCGCCACUUCAACUACAUCAAGCUGACCUCGAAUAUUGGCGAACCGGAGGAACACAAGUACAAGCUUCUGGUGAUGAGUUCGCUGUACGAUACAACAGCGCCGCUGGGCAGAGAGAUUAUGCUGAACCUGGUGCGCCACCUGAUCGAGGGACACAAGCUACAGGACUCGACUGUGGUGCAGCUUCUGGAGCGCAGCGUCAUCUAUUUCCUGCCGCAAACGGAGAAAUUCAUGUCGAUCUUCAGCAUGUACAACGCCAACAAUUCUGUGUGCGACCCCGUGGUGUCCGAUGAGCUGGCCGAGCGCAUUCUGAGCCCCGAGACGGAAGCAUCGCGGGAUCUGUUGCUGCAGUUCUUGCGCAACGAGCACUUUGAUCUAAUGCUGACAUUCAGUGCCGGCAGCUCGGAGCUCAGCUAUCCCAAGGGCGACUCCAUACUGGAGAAGCUCGCGCACAGCAUACAGCGCACCGAGUUCAAUUACUCGCCGCUGCAGUGCAGCAGCUCGGCCACCAGGCAACUCCAUCGCGAGACCACCGAUCGCCUUACCAAUCUGAUGUACAAACUCUACAAGAUUCCCAUGUAUACGUUGGGGUUGUCCUGCUGUCGCAUGCCGGCGCACAGUCAAAUCGCCUCCGUUUGGCGCACCAACAUCGAGAAGAUCAAGAACUUUUUGGGCCUAGUCCAGACGGGCAUCAGUGGCCUGGUGCAGAACGACAAGGGACAGCCGCUGCGCGAGGCCUUUGUCCGACUGUUGGAGCACGAGGGCAUCUACAACGUGUCGCGCAACGAGGCGCGCUUCCAGCUGAUGCUCCCCAAGGGCCUCUACGGCCUGGAGGUGAGUGCGCCUAACCACGAGUCGCAGAUCAUCAAGACAACGGUGCAGUCUGGCCAGCUCAUCGACUUGGGUGCCAUUAAGCUGCACGCCUUCAGCCUGAUCCGUGGCGAGGUCACCGAACUGAAUGGCGCUAACGGCAGCGGCAGCAGCAGCAGCGGUAUGACCAGCAUCACUGGCAUUGUGCUCGACGACGGCAAUCAUCCCAUACGUAAUGCCAAGAUCUCGGUCAUCCAUCCGGCGGGUCUGACGCGUCUGCGCAACUUUACCAACAGCAUGGGUGAAUAUUAUCUGCGCUCGGUGCCCGUCGGCGCGGUGACGCUCAAGGUGGAGGCACCGCGACACUUUGAGGCCACCCGGGACAUUCGUUUGCCUCAGGCUGGACAGCCCACCGAGAACGUUGUCUUCCACCUCAAGUUCAAUGCCCGCGUCUUUGGCCUACCCCGUUUCGUGUUCAUCCUUGUGGCCAGCGUGCUCAUCAUUGUGGGCGUCGUCAUCUGUGUGCUGUGCGCACAGUUCUGGUUCUAUCGUCGCCAUCGCGGCAAGAUGCCCUACUACGACUUUUCCCUCUUACCGCAGAAGGGCAAGGAGCAGUUCGAGCUGGACGAGGAUGCUGGGGACGAUGGCGAAACGGAGCUCUUUCGCUCCCCCAUAAAGCGUGGCAUGACCAUUCAGCCGUACUUCGACGAGGAGCAGCUGGAGCACAUUUUGCAUACGGAUGAUGAGGAUGACGAGAACGAAGUGGUGAUGGAUAUGGCGCCAGAGCUGGAGCUGGAUGUGGCCGAUGAAAGCGGCGAUGAGAUUGUCAUGUUGCACAAUCACAAGAAUCGCCGCAAGCAUUGAGAAGCCCAACAACAUUCAAGGACAACAACAACAACAAAAAACAGAGUUAUAACAACAACACAACAUAACUGUGAUUCCAAACGUUUUCAGCAAACCAAUCGCUCUUUAUAUCAUAUUUAUCCACAUUUUAAUUUUUUUUCUAGUUAAUAUAGAUAUAUGUAUGUAUGUUUUUUUUUUUUGCUUGCUAUGUACAUACACGUCGGCAUACAUACAUAUGGGAUCUUCAGCUUUAUAUGGAAUCUCCGAUCAGAUAUUGUACAUAUGUAUGUAUGUGCUGUCCAACACCGUAACUGUAACUACUCUUAAGACUGAGCAUUUUAAACUAAAAAAAAAGAAAAGAAAAACACAAAAUCAAAAAGUAAGAAAAAAAGA
This is a messenger RNA of Drosophila albomicans, 5337 nucleotides long. RefSeq names its product carboxypeptidase D (gene svr). The transcript is spliced from 9 exons. Gene Ontology annotation, molecular function: zinc ion binding; metallocarboxypeptidase activity. The record is from RefSeq and is a predicted model, not a curated record. NCBI's taxonomy places the organism in Eukaryota, Metazoa, Arthropoda, Insecta, Diptera, Drosophilidae. Gene Ontology annotation, biological process: proteolysis. The coding region runs from base 595 to 4965 and encodes 1456 amino acids.